UAAAUAAAGUUUCUUGGGCAUAUCUCUAUAAAAAUACCAUAAUUCCAGAGUUGCCGCCGACAAACCUGCAACCUGAUUUUAGCUAAUCUAGUUGGCCUUAGCAAACCGACCUGUCAUUUAAAAUCACUUGCAAAUUAUUCCCUUGGACGACGGAAAAGAAAACUAACGACUUGGACAUCAGUUCUGAUCUGGAGUUCGUGGCCAAUCCGUUUAAGGACCUUCGAUUGGAGGUAGAACCGCAGGCAUGUGGCGUUAUCCUAGACUUGUCUUACGCUCUGGCAAGGGACAAACUGGAGAAGGCCAAACGCUUCGUCACACUGGCGAACCUUCCCAACUUGGGUGUCGGGGAUCUGGAGAUGGCGCAGCUGGAGCGGACCGACGAGCUGAUGAGGAGGCAUCAGGCGCUGGAGCUCCAGGCAGGAGUGCGAGUCGGGCACCAAUGCUGCCCUCCUGGCGCCACCGUAAGGUGGUCUUGAUGGCCGACCUGAAGGACCCUGAACAGCCCCAACCGAAUUCGAGGAUUGGAGUGCCAUCCAAUCCCGGGUCUUAACAACUCAAGCUCCAGUUCGAUGUUAGCCAUGGAAUCUUCGCUUCCGGGCUCUCACGUUCUGCGUUUUGUUUGCAGUCCAGACACCCUUAAAUCCAUUCGUUGAGGUCUCCGAUCUCCGGACCCAUCGUUUAACCUUCAGAGAUGUAGUCUUCAACGCCUGGUUCUGCCAGCGAAAGACCUUUGAUUAUGGGCUAUAGGCUAUACCCAUUAUUCAAAGGUCUUUGCGGGCAAUCCCAGGAGUUAUUGAAAGUAUUUCGGCAGGUUUAACGCUGGGUCGAGGGAUUUGGGCCCUCACCGGUGGAGUCUUUGGACUGCAAGGAGUAGCAACGAUGGCACUGCCCCGGUCUUUAAAAAGCCACGUAUUAAAAAAAUUACCAAUAAU
This is a messenger RNA of Drosophila subpulchrella, 932 nucleotides long. RefSeq lists its product as uncharacterized. The record is from RefSeq and is a predicted model, not a curated record. Bases 245 to 550 code for a protein of 101 amino acids. The transcript is spliced from 2 exons. NCBI's taxonomy places the organism in Eukaryota, Metazoa, Arthropoda, Insecta, Diptera, Drosophilidae.